AUGGGAAGCUCCGAGUACGGUGCACUUGACGCUGGAGUAGGUCCGAUCGUCUGGGUUCGUCGGAGGAACGGCUCCUGGUGGCCGGGCAAGAUACUUUGUCCCGACGAGCUUGCAGAGUGUAAUCUCUCCUCUCCUCGAACCGGCACCCCUGUCAAGCUCCUCGGAAGAGACGACGCCAGCGUGGAUUGGUAUAACCUUGAGAAGUCUAAGCGUGUCAAGCCGUUCAGAUGUGGGGACUUUGAUGAAUGCAUUGAAAAGGCUGAAUCUUCCCACGGGGUGCCGAUUAAGAAAAGGGAGAAGUAUGCUCGUCGGGAAGAUGCUAUCCUUCAUGCUCUUGAGCUUGAGAAGGAGCUCCUGAAGAAACAAGGAAAAUUAGGCAUGACUUUUGAUCAUUCUAGAAGGACAUCAUCGGGAUCUGCAAAGAAGGAAAUUGUCACUCUUUAUGAUGAGCUGGGGAAUAAUUGCGCAAAACCUGAUCUAUACCAAUUUCAUAAUAGAGUAGUAGAUGUCAAAGAUGAGGCAGUUAGCAGUCCCAUGCAUUUGUUGCAAAUGAGCGAAGGAAACAAAAUAUCCUUGGCUGAUGAUCAUUCUGAUGAGAUGCCGCGGAUGAGAGACUUACGGGAUGUUGGGCUUAGAACUGCCCAUUUGAAGCGGAAGCUGUCUUCUUUUGACUUUGAUAAUAGGUGUCCAGAAAAUCCAGUCCCUGCUAACAGCACCCUUAGCACUGAUAAUGGAGUUGAGCAGCCCGAAACUCUUUCUUGUGCAAAGAGAAGCAAAUUGGUUUACUUCCCAACUGAAGGUGGAGAGUUGAUUGAUGAUAAAGGCCUAUCUUCAGGCCAGGUUAAGAUGUUCCCCAUUGAUGUCUCCCUGUCACAGUUUGAUGAGAAUGACCGCGAUCCUCAACAAAGUUUGCUGAAUGAGGAAAACUCUUUGUCUGACUUUAUGGAGGAUGUUGGGCAUAAUUCUACUGAAUCUGAUUCUUCCGAGUCUGAUUUCUCUGCUACUGAGCCAGAAAUGAACGAUGAAGUGGCUGUCUUUUCAGAUGGGACCAUAGAAACUCAACUUGAUGGUUUGGCCGGACAUGGAGAAGAUGGAACUACAAGCAGCGAGGAGACAGAUGACUCUGCAUUUUCUGGUGGCAUGCCUCCUCACUAUCUGGAGGAUCAUCCUUACCUUGCUAGUAAUGAGACAGUGUCCAAAUGGCAAUUGAAAGGGAAAAGGAACACACGUAAUCUUACAAGAAAGUCUCUGGACAGAGGCAAUGGAAAGUUCUCUCACCCUUACAAAACAAAAGGAAGCACCUUGGGCUCAUAUGCUGUUCAUGAUGAUGAUGACGAAGACGAUGAUGAUGACGACGACGAUGAUGAAUAUGGGACAAGAUAUUUCGAGUCCCGCAAGGGUCGGCUGAAUGAUGAUGGCUUUUCUUAUGGUUUCCAGAGAAGUCAUCGUCCAAAUACUUUUGGUCAAAAAUUGAUGAGUUGGGAUGACAUCACUUGGGAGGAGAGUCCUGCUUUCAGGAGCUUUUGGAAGGCCAGCAGGGGAGAUCAUUUUAGUCCUUUUGGUGGCAGAGGGCGGUCAAUGUUAAUAGAUGUGGAUUUGAAGGUGAAAGCAAGCUACCAGAAAGAAGCAGCUGUUCCUAUUGUGUCUCUCAGGAGCAAAGUAGAUGGAAGGGCAAUAAUCGGGCACCCGAUCCAAGUCGAGCCCCUGGAGUAUGGCUCGACCGAUGCUCUCCUGGUUUCCACAAGUGAUCACUGUAGCAGUGAGACAACAUUCGAACACCACGAUAGGAAGGGGGAUACAGCUGCAGUACUUCAACAACCAUCCUGGAGAACUGCAAGGAGGACCAAUAAUUUCAGGGUUCCAAGGCCUGUCAGUGGUCAGGUUCCCCGAGUCGGUGGUUCGGGUCGUAGAGGGUCGACCGGAGGUGGUGGAGUCCGGAAGGGCAGCAGUGGUCAGGUUCCUCGGCCUAUGAGGAAAGUGGGUAAGAAGAAAGCGGGGGGCAUGUUGUCAUCUAAUCAGAAGACAAGGAUGCUCUCCUCCAUAGGGUUCCAACAGCAUAAGGGCGUAAGUAGUAGCAGCAGCGGUGGCGGCAGCAGCAGCAGUGAAAUGGGUGGUGGGGUUAUGAAAGGGGAGACUUCCGGGCUCACCACGGUGGCUUGCAUACCUGUGAAGUUAGUAUUCAGUAGGUUGCUGGAGAAGAUAAACAGACCACCGUCAUUUGGAGUCAAGUAG
Molecule: messenger RNA, 2232 nt
Organism: Linum trigynum
Lineage: Eukaryota; Viridiplantae; Streptophyta; Magnoliopsida; Malpighiales; Linaceae
Source: the annotation of a GenBank genome assembly